AUGCAAGGGCGAUUCGAGGAGGAAACACCUUCUCUAUUCACAUCCAGAAGUUGAAAUGAUGAGGAUUCCAUGUCUACUACGUCCAUUACUCGGAUGGUUUUUUGGAUUAUGUAUUUUAUUUUCUGCUCUCUUCGGAAACUAUAUUAUCACAUUAUUUCUUGGGCUUCCGAUACUUGGAAGGCACAAACAAUGGCGAAAUCUGAUGGAUCGUGCAAUUUCCUAUUGGAUGACAAUUCCUAUGGGGUUGCUCGAAUUUCUGAUGGGUGUAAGGAUACGUGUCAGUGGAGAUGAAAUUGAAUUCGGAAGUCCUGCAAUGAUUGUUAUGAAUCAUAGAACACGACUUGAUUGGAUGUACAUGUGGUGUGCACUUUAUCAAAUCAAUCCAUGGCUCAUCACUUCCAAUAAAAUUUCAUUAAAAGCUCAACUGAAGAAGCUUCCUGGUGCAGGAUUCGGAAUGGCUGCUGCACAAUUUGUAUUCCUUGAACGUAAUGCAGAAGUUGAUAAAAGAUCAUUCGAUGAUGCUAUAGACUAUUUCAAGAAUAUCGAUAAAAAGUAUCAAAUCUUGUUGUUUCCUGAAGGUACUGAUAAAUCAGAAUGGACAACAUUGAAGAGUCGAGAGUUUGCAAAAAAGAAUGGACUUCGUCAUUUGGAUUAUGUUUUGUAUCCCAGGACAACUGGUUUCUUGCAUUUAUUGAACAAAAUGAGAGAACAAGAAUACGUUGAGUACAUCUACGACAUUACAAUUGCUUACCCUUACAAUAUUGUACAAUCUGAGAUAGAUUUGGUCUUAAAAGGAGCAAGUCCACGAGAAGUCCAUUUUCAUAUUCGAAAAAUUCCAAUUUCACAAGUUCCACUUAACGAGCAGGAUGCAAGUAGAUGGUUGACAGAUCGAUGGACGAUUAAAGAACAACUACUUCAUGAUUUCUACAGUGAGGAACAACCGAUAAAUCGACAGUUUCCUGUUGAACGAGGAGAUGGAGUUUGGAGAAGUUGGAAAGAACCAAGAAGGCAUUUUUAUGUGAAACUCACUUCCUUGAUGUUUUGGACACUUGUAAUCUCAUUUUGCUCUUAUCAUAUUUUCUUCGUGAGGACUCUACAGCUUGGAUUUCUCUACUUUUUUGUUAUCAGUUUUUAUCUCAGUUGGAGAUACGGUGGAAUCGAUAAAUAUAUAAUUUUCAAGUGGCAGGAAUCACGAAAAUCUUUGCAAAAGUCGCCAUCAUCUUCUUCUAUAUAAUUUCAUAUUUUUUUAAAUCUUUCUCGACUAGUUUUUUUAAUUCAAAAGUUUUGUUUUAUUUUCAUUCACUUGACACACUUCCGAGAGACUCAUUCGUUUAAUAUCAUCGGGUAUUUUCAUCGAAAUAAAUAUUUCCUACACUUAAU
Caenorhabditis elegans is the source of this 1380-nucleotide messenger RNA. RefSeq names its product Lysophosphatidylinositol acyltransferase 10 (gene bus-18). Gene Ontology annotation, biological process: phosphatidylinositol metabolic process. The coding region runs from base 59 to 1234 and encodes 391 amino acids. Gene Ontology annotation, molecular function: acyltransferase activity. Gene Ontology annotation, cellular component: endoplasmic reticulum membrane. Lineage: Eukaryota; Metazoa; Nematoda; Chromadorea; Rhabditida; Rhabditidae. The record is from RefSeq and is marked reviewed. The transcript has 8 exons.